Messenger RNA from Anolis sagrei ordinatus, 3653 nucleotides. Lineage: Eukaryota; Metazoa; Chordata; Lepidosauria; Squamata; Anolidae. The record is from RefSeq and is a predicted model, not a curated record.
CGGCGCCUGCGCAGUUCCUCAGGGAGGCCGGGACGCUGCGGGCGGGCGGAGGGAUGUACGUUACGGUUAAAUAGUGGGUGAGGGCGGCCGCAGGAGGAGCAGCAGCAGCAGCGCUUCCUCAGAGACCGGAGGGAGAGGAGGCUUGGUCGCCGGUGGAGGGAGCGGAGCGCUUCGGGCCUCCAUGGCGAGGCGGGCUCAUGGGCGGCCGCGGCAGAAGAAGAAGCAGCAGCUCCUUCGCGGUUAGCGCCGCCGAGAGGCCUUUCAUUGUCUUCGGCGGCGGACUGACUGACUGACGGACUGAGGGGCUCUUCGUCCUCUCGCCUCUUUUGAGCCUCGGGGGCUUCCGUCGCCGCCGUCACCGGAGUGCUUGGCGGCGGCGGUGGCCUUGCCUCGCCUCUAUGAUGAAGUUUAAGCCCAACCAGACUCGGACCUACGACCGGGAGGGCUUCAAGAAGAGGGCGGCGUGCCUCUGCUUCCGCAGCGAGAGGGAGGACGAGGUGCUACUAGUAAGCAGCAGCCGCUAUCCAGAUCAGUGGAUUGUUCCAGGUGGAGGAAUGGAACCAGAAGAGGAACCAGGUGGCGCUGCUGUCAGAGAAGUCUAUGAAGAAGCUGGAGUGAAGGGAAAACUAGGCAGAUUGCUGGGCAUAUUUGAGCAGAAUCAAGACCGAAAGCAUAGGACUUAUGUUUAUGUACUUACAGUGACUGAAAUCCUGGAAGACUGGGAGGAUUCGGUGAAUAUAGGAAGAAAAAGAGAAUGGUUUAAAGUUGAGGAUGCAAUCAAGGUCCUUCAGUGUCACAAGCCUGUACAUGCAGAAUACCUGGAAAAACUGAAAUUAGGGUGUUCACCAACCAAUGGAAAUUCUGUAGUCUCUUCUCAUCCUGAUAACAGCUCUCUCUAUGUUACUUCAGCACAGACAUCUGGGCUGCCCUCUACUGUAAGAUAAACUUGGAAAUAACUUUUGUUCACUGUCACAAGGGCCGAUGUUUAGUGUCCUGUUUAUAGUCAUUGAAAUCUUGAAUGUGUUGAACACUUUCUGUUCAGACAUACACUUUUUUCUUUUUUUAGUGAUGUGUUAAUGUUUCAGCAAACCAAAGCCAUAUGUGGACUUUUAAAAGAUGCCUUAAAUGGCCCUCUUUAUGGGGUUUUUUAAAGCAUAAAUAAUUUAAGUACCUAAUUAAACAGUGAAUUUGUAAAUUGGCAUUUUGGCUUAACUUUUUUUUCCUUUAAAUUUCCAAAAAUAAAGUUAGUUUGGGGGAACUUCGCUGUAGUAUAGACACUCUUGCCUAUUUCAGUGCAAAACUAGGUGAAGGAGUUAAAAGGCAAUGAAAACCAACAAAAGUGCCUUCUAUAUCAAGUUUCCUCCUUCUGACACAAAAUUCCUAACCAGAGCAGUGCCAGUUUGUCUACCUUUGCCAAUCCUGCUCCUUCUUAAAAGUUAGUCAAGUAGCCACAAUAAAAAGUAUGCAUAGAAACAUGCCAGCCCCAUAACCUGCUUGUCUUCUCUUUUGUGAAAGCAUUAGCUUUCUUAGCUAUUCUAGCAGGUUUUGAUUUGCUACUGGAAAGCAUCCAGUCAUAUGAAUUUGAUCAUUAUUGGGACAAUAUAUUUCCUGAGAUUCCAGAAAAGGGUAGGGUACCAAUUUGAAUGUGCUCCAGUCCUUUUUAACAUCUGCAACUAAAGCAUAGAUGUGUAAAUUCUCUGCACUAUACAAGUUUGAAUUCAGAAACUUCUAAAAACAUUAACCUUUCCCUAAAUUCAGAUCUGUGGUUGAGGUAAAAAAAAAACCUACCUCUGUUGUGAAAAUUGUUUUUUCUCAUUCUGUGUAUGUAACAUAAACCCACUGUAAAUAAUCAAGCUAGUGUAUAGUGUAAAGUGGAAAGUAAAUGUAAUGUAAUGUAAAUACUAUUGCUUACACAACUUUGUUGCCACCUAAGACAUUAGUGUUCUAGUAGGUACAUACAGACAGAAAUCUGAAUAGUGGAUAUUUUCAAGUCACUAUAUCUUCACCUAUAGAGUUUCUGCUUAUAACAUAGCUGUCUAAGGCAUAAGAGCACUAGCUGGAAAAGGUGGCAGUCCUACACACUACAUUCAACACAUUGUGUAAAAGUGCUGCUGUAAAUCAACAAAUCUGCUGUUACAAAUUACAGAAAAUAUUGGUGCCAUAUAUUGUCUCUCUAAUGUGGAAAUAAUCCUGUGCCAUAUUAAUGUAUUUGAACAAGGAACACCAGUGAAACAUUUCAGUCAUUCCUUCAAGAGUGAUCGAGUACAAUUGACAGAAAAGACUUGAACCUCUGCCACAGGUUAAAUCUGACAAGUGUUAUUGGCCUCGAGACAGCUAAUUGCAGCAGUAGGUGAUCAUCAGUUUUGUGUCUGAAAAGCCUUUUCCAUAUUAUGGUAUAUAGAUGAAGUCAAAAGAAUGUUAAUAAUGCAGAGCGAUGGCAGACCCAUCAAUGUGAAAUGUUAAACUGAUCAGAUGUGGAAAUGACUGGUUCUUGGUAUGUAUGCAUUUUUUCUUUAAUUUUGAGGUGGCACUUCAACCCACACUCCUAUACAUUAUUCAGUUGUAAUUCACUGACUACAUGAUGGUAACAGGAGAAAUAUCUCUUGGUUUUCAUAAUGACAAACAGAACAAAUGGGUUUAUGUUUCCUACUGUUAAUUUCAUCUCAAGUUUUGUUUUUGGAACAUAAAACCCAGCCAAGCUUAUAGAAAUUGCAUAUUGAUAAUGCAUGAUUAGUUUGGUUUCUAUCAUUAUGUGUUAUGUAAAAAAAUGUACAGUUGUCAAUGCUAACCCAAAUCAAAGGCGAUGGCUUAUAAAUACUCCAGACUGCUGUGCCACAUAGUUUUAAAUAUAUUGGUGUACAGAUCUCUUCAGCCUAUGCAACUUAAGGUGAAGACCCUUACUGAGACUGACUUAAAAAUUUGUCUUACAACAUUUGGAAUGACAAAGGUCCACUGUGCUGUUGGCUACCAUUGUUGCAUUUCAUUGAUUGAGAUGAGAACCCAGCAAAAUUAACAUUGCCUAAUCCCAUAUCUUGAGGCAAGCAAAUGUGACAGCAAAUACCUCUUUUGCCAACAUUAAAGCACAGAAUUGUAUAUCCCUGGAAAGGAGGUUUGGGUUUCUUCAGUGAAACAGGAGGAUCCAAGAAGCAUUCUUACAAAAUGAAAAUUUAGAACGAAGUUUCCUAUAAGUGAUCUUUGAACCCUAUACCUGGUUUCACAGGGUGUGAGGAUAAAAAUUUGAUUUGGACCAUAUUCCAUAUGGCAAUGCAUGCCUUGGAUUACUUAUGGCAAGUUUUGCAAGGUCAAUGAGAUGCUUACCAGACAGGUUGUGAUUUAGUGGGAGCUUGUUACAGUGGAUUGUUCAUUGGUAACAUGCCAUACAAACUGCAAGAACAUUUAUGCAGGUUGUAGAGUCUAUUAAAAUAGAAACAUCAUCCUGAAUGCGUAUUACAAAUUAGCCAGGCCUAUUGUCUCAUAAUUUUGGAAACAAUUGCUCCAAUAUGCUUCUGAGAAGUACAAAAUAAUUGAAGCGAAACUACAAUUUAAGUUGUAAAGAUUUUGAACUGUGCAUGGCUUUCUUUUAAGACUGAUGUAAGAAUUUUGACUUUUUAUAUCUGAAACAAGCCUCCAAAAUAAAAAAAAAACAUACCCUA